Messenger RNA from Notechis scutatus (mainland tiger snake), 2102 nucleotides. The record is from RefSeq and is a predicted model, not a curated record. Lineage: Eukaryota; Metazoa; Chordata; Lepidosauria; Squamata; Elapidae.
GGUGGACUGAGAGGCGAUAGAGCCGAGUAGUGGGUAGAACGUUCGCGGCCUGGGUCACGUGGUGCGCAGUCCUGGCACAGAAGAGCUUUGAGUAUCGAGUGUGAAAAAAUCGGUGUUCCCGAAGGUUUCUCUGCGCAUGUACAGAGUGCAUUUUGUUCACAUUUCCGUCUCCAACUCCGGCUGUUCGGGUUCAGUUUCUGUAAGGGAAAGAGAUUGCCGUUCUCCACCGUGCUCAGAAAGAUGCAUCUACCGUGGUUUAUGGCCUUUACCCUCUUAGGGUUGGCUAUCUGUGUGCCCAUCCAACGGCCCAAAGAGAAACAAGAGGCUGCCCCAGACCCACCAGACACAGGCUUGUAUUAUCACCGCUAUCUCCAAGAAGUUAUCAAUGUGCUGGAAACGGAUGGGCAUUUCAGGGAAAAACUACAAGCAGCCAAUGCCGAGGACAUCAAGUGGAUGGAAAGGUCUGUGUGUCUUAUACAGCGAACGUUGAUGAAGCAGCACAAGCAGCUGAUUGUUGAUGUCCAAGUUGAUCACCUGGCUUUAUUGAAGCAGUUUGAACAUCUGGACUCGCAAAACCAGCACACAUUUGAAGCCCGAGAUUUGGAGCUGCUAAUUAAAGCCGCUACCAAGGACCUGGAGAAUUAUGAUGCCGCUCACCACGAGGAAUUCAAACGCUAUGAGAUGAUGAAGGAGCACGAGCGUCGGGAAUAUCUGAAGUCUCUAGAUGAGGAGAAGCGUCGUGAGGAAGAAGCACAUUUUGAAGAGCUCAAGAAGAAGCACAAGGAGCAUCCCAAAGUCAAUGUCCCUGGCAGCCGUGAUCAGCUCAAAGAGGUCUGGCAAGAGACGGAUGGUUUGGACCCCAAUGAAUUUAACCCCAAGACGUUCUUCAAGCUUCAUGACACCAACGGUGAUGGGGUGCUGGAUGAGCAGGAAUUGGAGGCACUUUUCACUAAGGAGCUGGAGAAGGUUUACGAUCCUCGAAAUGAGGAGGAUGAUAUGUUGGAAAUGGAGGAAGAACGGCUGCGCAUGCGGGAACAUGUUAUGAAGAAUGUGGAUCUUAAUAAGGAUCGGUUGGUGACCCUGGAUGAGUUUGUUAAAUCCACUCAGAGGAAGGAAUUUAAUGAAGCUGAUGGAUGGGAGACAGUAGAAGAAACGCAGAUCUACUCAGAGGCAGAGCUCCAGAGAUUUGAGGCAGAGCUUAAGGCCCAGGAGGAGGAGUUAAGCCGACGAGCGGAGCAGCUUCAUCAGGAGCACAAAGAGCUCCAGCAGCGGCAGGUGGAACUUGAUGCACAGAAGAAGGAGUACCAACAGGUUGUGCUUCAGAUGGAACAGAGAAAAUCUCAACAACUUGAGCAAGCACAGCAGGCUGGUCCUGGGGGAGAAUUGAAGUUCCAGGCUCAGCCACCUCAUGCAGCACCAGCAGAUCAUGCUUCUCCUCCUGAGUCACAGCCAGGACCGCCUGGAGCACCAGAGCAUGAUUCUCAGAAAGAUCAAACAGAAGCUCUUCAGAACCAAGCACACCCAGAGGUUGCUGUCCAAUAGAACGCACCUGUGGCGUGCACCGAGGGGGUCCUGCAUAUUCUCCUUUUCUCAUUGUCAGGGCAUCUAAAUCAAACUUCACCCCAGGACUGUGGAGGAGGGACCAUGCAAGGUAAUGUUUACAAGAGGAGAAUGCUUACUAAUUGUCCUCUGCAAACAGUCCUCCAUUUAUUCCAAGCAAGCAAACAUUUGGCGAUGACUUUCUUGGGAAUACCUUGGCAAAGGGAAGCAAUUAAGGGAGGGAAUGGAGAUGGGUUUGCUGUUCAAAAGGUUGGGACAGGCAAAAGAGAAAGGAAGCAAGUGUCAGACAUCCUGACAUUCUCCGGUAAUUUUAUCCCACAGUUUCAGAAAUGCUUAUGGGUAAAUAAAAAGGAAGAUAAGGGAAUGAGUAUAAUGCCUCUGAACUAGAGUAUUGUGCUUUGCUCUCUUUCCUCCUUAUCCACAAUUGGUUCCCAGAAAUACAAUGUUUUACCUGUUUGCAAAAUACAUGUUGAGAGUUGCUGGGUUUUGUUUUAAAACAACUUUGUUCCCUUUUUAUUUAAUAAAUUGAACCCCUUGAAGUC